ACUUUGGAUUUCUCGCAGCUUUUCUUUCCUUUUUUUUAUUUCUUUUUUGGUUUUUUUUCUUUUUAUUCCCUGUAGUUCCUGGCCUGCUGCCAGUGCCUCUCAGGGCCAAAGUUGUAUCUACAGGGAUAUAUACAUAUAUAUAUAUAUAUUUUUAAUUUUUUCCAAGCCAAGCCCAGCUGCACACAGACUAAACCGCGCUCCUGGGGCGAGCUUAACCCGGCAGAAGAGGAGCAGGACGAGCAGCAGGAGCUGCCUCUCCUCCAGCCCUGGCUGUCAGGAUGGAUUUAUGGCUUUAAAAGGAGUUGGGGGGGAGGAAAGAAAAUUCCCUGCAGGAGCCAGAGCUCGCAGCCCAGCGCAGCCGAACCCGGACGGAGCUGCAGGAUGGCUUUGGGGGCUGCUGGACCCGGACUAUGACUGAGCUCGGGCUUUGCUGGGCCCCCUCAGGUGGAUUUAAGGUGGUUGGGGCAGGACCAGGCUCUGCUAUGUUGGCCAAGGUGGUGUUUUCCCUUUUUCUGUGGCUGCAUUUUGCCGUGGGGCAGGACACACCUGAGCCAGCUCCCCUGCCAUCCACCUCCAACACCGAGGGCGACCUCCUGCUCCUGCUGGACAGCUCUGCCAGCGUCUCCCGCUAUGAGUUCUCCAAAGUCAAGGAGUUCAUGUGGGACCUCCUGCACCCUUUCACCUUCGGCCCCAGGGACGUGCAGACCAGCAUCAUCCACAUCAGCACCACUCCCAGCAUGGAGUUCCCCUUUGACCAGCACCUGAGCGGGGACUCCCUGAGGAAAGCCAUCGGGGGCACGCGGCAGCGCAUGGGCGACACCAACACGGGCAAGGCGCUGUCCUUGGCCAAGGAAAAGCUCUUCAGCAGCGAGGCUGGGGCCAGGCCUGACGUGCCCAAGGUGCUGCUGUGGGUGACGGAUGGCUUCUCCACGGAUGACAUCUCGGAGCCCAUGCAGCUGCUGAAGGACAUGGGCGUGACCGUGUUCAUCGUCAGCACCGGCCGCGGGAACUUCCUGCAGCUGUCGGCGGCCGCCAGCCCGCCCUCGGACACCCACCUGCACUUUGUGGACGUGGAUGACCUGCCCAUCAUCACCCAGCAGCUCAGGGACGCCAUCCGAGAUGUCAUCCGAGCCAACCGGCUGCACGCCACCGACGUCACCUCCAGCAGCUUCCGCCUGCUGUGGCCGCAGCUGCUGUCCCAGGACAGCGGGUUCUACAGCCUGCAGUACGGCCCGGCCGGGCAGCCCGCUGCCAGGAGCAGCCUGCAGGUGCCCGGCGCUCAGAGCAGCCUCGUGCUCAGCCAGCUGGCACCGGGAACCACCUACGAGGUGGUGCUGAUCCCCGAGUCCAACGUGCACUACUUCCCUCCCCAGAGAACCAGGGUCACCACCCUGCCAGAGGAAAUCAGCCCAGUUCAGGUUCUCAUCUCAGACUCUGGGCCCCGCAGCUUCCAGGUCAGCUGGGCUCCUGUGCUGGACAGCGUGGCCACCUACCAGGUGCUCUAUGGGCCCCUGCCAGGGAACUCAGCCAAGCUGCUGCAGGUGGACGGGAGCCACAACAGCACCCUGGUGCAGCACCUGGCACCCAACACCACCUACCUGGUGACAGUGACAGCCAUCUACAGGUCUGGGAAGGAGAAAUCCCUGUCAGCCAAGGCCUGCACCCUGGAAGAGGGCUCCAGGGUGAGGCACCUCCGCUUUGAGGACGCGGGUCCCAGCAGCGUCAGAGCCUCCUGGGACUCGGCGGCCGGGGCCGUGCGGGGGUACCGGGUGCGCUGCCGGCGCCAGAGCGGCGCCUCCUCCGUGCUCAGCGUGUCCCCGCAGGUGCACAGCGUGCUGCUGAGUGACCUGCCCUCGGGCAGCAGGGGCAGGGUGUGCGUGCAGCCCCUGUACAGCAACCAGCCGGGCAGGAGGCUCUGCCGCACCGUGCACAGGCAGCCAGCCACAGAGGCCCAAGGAUACAGGCACAGAGAGCAGGACAGACCGCAGUGAGCUCAUUCCCAGCACAGCAAAAGUCCGGAAUGGACAAAGAUUUGGACAAAAAGGAGAAGUCAGGGGAGGAACAACCUCAUCCCCCAGGCUGUGCUGUCCCUGGAGGUGUCCUGCCCAAACCUGGCCCCAGCCAAGCUCUCCCAGCUUUAAAGGCUUGGCUGGAUGCAUGGAACAGCCAGUGUGACUGGAAAAUGUGACUAAAAGAUGCCAAAUCUGUCCCCAUUCCACAGAAACGCAAGUAACAAACAGAAGGCAGAGUGGUGCAUCCUCACUCUUGCUCCUGUUCUCCAUUUAUUCAAGGUUGAUGCAGGUUUCUUUUUGCAUGAGCACAUUCAGGACUUGGCUGCUCAUCUUCCACCUGGCCAAAUCCAUCCCUGAAUCCAACCCAUUCCCUCCAGGGAGCCUGGAAGGAAUGAGAGAGCAGGAAAUCCAAAAUCCUGGGGACGUUCUUCCCUCCAGGAGCAGCUGAGAGCCCAGAAAAGCCAGACAAAACCAUCUAAAACAUUGAUUUUUUUUGUUUCUGUGCUCCUGCCUGGAUCAUUGCUCUGGCAUUCCUCUUCACCAAAUGGGAGUGCUGCUGUCCUCGUGGAGAUUAAUUAGCCUGUUCUGUGACUAAUUACAGGCAAUAAGUCUCCAGCACUAUCAUUCCUCUGCACUCUGAACACACACAGCACAUCUCUGGUGUCUUGUCUUGGGCUUCCACCCCGUGCUAAGCUUGAGCUACACUUAAAAAUGAACGUUUUUAAGGUAAAAAAAGUAUAAAUCUGAUUAUUUCCCUUUGUCCCUAAGUUUGAACUCGCUGCCUCUAAGCCACUCUGGAAAGGGGAGCUGGGGAAAAAAAAAGAAAGAUAAAUUAAUUAUAAAUACUUAGUGACCAAGCAAAUAGUUUCAAAGUUCAGGGUUUAGGGCUGUAAAGAAAUGUAGAUGUUUCUCUGCCAAACCCCACCAUCAGUGGGAACACCCUCCCUCAGUAACUCUGGCUCUAUUUUAAAUUUAUUGCUUAUUUUCCCUCCAUGUGGAACUUGGUUUUGAAGCAGUGCUGUUUGUUGGAGAGCCCCAUUCAGCCUCACAAAUCCUUCUUAAAACAGCUUAAAUCAGCUCCUUUUGGAGCUGAGAGGAACUUUUAUCCCUGACUUUGUCUCCUGAGAGCUGAAUCCUUCAUCUCCACCUUUCUGGAGCAUUUUUCCUUGGGCUGCCUUGUUCAGGAGAGAAGGGAGGUGAGUCAUUCAUUAACUCUAUAAAGAGAUUUUCACAUGAUUUUUGUCCUCCUCUGGAAUGUGCAUUUGUGACUGAUUAAUCUCAGCGUUGAAAGGAUCACAAAGCCCCUGGAACUGCUCAUGCCAUAAAAUGAUUUUGUUUCUUCUCGCUGUAGGACAGAAAUUAAGUUUGCACAACUCCCUGCAUAGUUUAUUAAUGCAUUAAUUUCCAUCCCCCCUCAGUUGUAACUCAGCCUUUUGAAGACAAAUAAAUAUAAAUACAAGAGCUACU
Molecule: messenger RNA, 3479 nt
Organism: Camarhynchus parvulus
Lineage: Eukaryota; Metazoa; Chordata; Aves; Passeriformes; Thraupidae
Gene: VWA1
Product: von Willebrand factor A domain containing 1
Exons: 7
Coding region: 411-1991 (526 amino acids)
Molecular function (GO): protein binding
Source: RefSeq, a predicted model, not a curated record